UAUGUAGUAAAUUAGUAAGGAGAAAGAAAAUCAAAUUUAAUAAGCUAUGGAUUUAGAAAAAGAUGUAAUUAGCACAUUAGGCAAAGUUAGAUAAUACGAAGCAUCAAUAAAUUCACUUAAAAGAAACAUUUAAAAAUGCAAUAUAACUUUAAAAGAAUUAAGUAGUAUUGAUUAAUAGAAGACAUAUUUUCCUGUUGGAAGAUGGUAUAAAUUUUAUAUUUAGUUUAUAGUUUUAUUUUGAAACCAAAGGCAGAUAUUGUGAAUGAAGUUAAUGAAAAUAUCAUAUUUCAUGAGAAAGAUAUCAAUGAAUAUGAAAAAGUUAGAUAACAUUUAGUUACAAAAGGAAAAGAGAAAGAAUGUUAAUUGUAAGAAGCAAUGAAAUCAUUAAAAAUUUGAAA
Messenger RNA from Paramecium pentaurelia, 398 nucleotides. The record is from the annotation of a GenBank genome assembly. Lineage: Eukaryota; Ciliophora; Oligohymenophorea; Peniculida; Parameciidae.